AUGGUGCUAAAUAACGUCGUACCGGCCAUAAAGUCUAAGUUUCCACCUCAAUCGGGUGUGAUUAUCCAACAAGACAAUGCCAGCCCCCACAAGUGCGUGACGACAAGUGUUCUGAACUCGCGCGGCAUUUUGGGCAUUGAAGUGAAGAACCAGCCACCGAACAGCCCAGACUUCAACGUCUUAGACUUAGGAUUCUUUAACUCUAUUCAAAGCCUGCAGUAUCAAAAGAGCACUCGUACAAUCGAGGAGCUUAUUGAUGCUGUGGAAACCUCGUUUUAUGAGUUGCCUGUGGAUACGGUGUCCAAAACAUUCAUUACCCUGCAAAAGGUGAUGGAGAAAUGCAUCGAAAUACACGGAAGCAACGACUAUAAGCUCCCUCACAUGAAGAAGGACGCAAUGAUAUCCGACUUUACGUCCUUCAACGUUGAAUUCUAUGCUGCGUGGCGCACCACGAUUGAAGAAGCGGCUGUGACCGCAGAUUUCUUCUCUCUCUACAGCAAUGAGACCUUUUGCCCCACGCACAUCGAAACCGACACCUACACUAUCAGCCAGGCCAAGCCCCACGUGGACAAGAUCCGCAAAUAUGCGAAGUACUCCGCGGACGGUUACGCCUGCGACGCCUUGGAGCAGCACCUUGCAAGAGUAAAACGCCUCGAAGAAUACUUCACUCGCAAGUUUCUGAACGAGUACAUCGCGGAGUCACUCACUGCCCUACGCAUCCAAGCCCCUACGCAUCCAAGCUAA
This is a messenger RNA of Aphanomyces astaci, 744 nucleotides long. RefSeq lists its product as hypothetical. The transcript is spliced from 2 exons. The record is from RefSeq and is a predicted model, not a curated record. The coding region runs from base 1 to 744 and encodes 247 amino acids. Gene Ontology annotation, molecular function: nucleic acid binding. NCBI's taxonomy places the organism in Eukaryota, Oomycota, Saprolegniomycetes, Saprolegniales, Verrucalvaceae.